CUGCCUUUCGGCUGUAACAUGCAGCCCUGGCUCUCUGCCUUCUUCCUAAACAUUGUCACGCCAGGCCCGGGACACGGUGUUAGAGAAGACAAAAGCCUGAGAUGGGUCUGCUGAGCUCUAAGAAUCAGAACGCCAAGCAAGCCCACGUUCUCCUCCUGGGGCUCGAUUCAGCCGGGAAAUCUACCCUCCUGUAUAAGUUAAAGCUGGCGGAGAACGUCUGCACCAUGCCCACCAUCGGCUUCAACGUGGAGAUGAUCCACUUGGAAGGCGACCUUCCGCUCACCGUGUGGGACGUGGGCGGGCAGGAGAAGAUGCGCGCGGCGUGGGGCUGCUACUGCGAGGACGCCGAUGGGCUGCUCUACGUGGUGGACAGCACGGACCAGCAGCGGCUCGAGGACUCCCGGAAAGAGUUCAAGCACAUCCUGCAGAAUGAGCACAUAAGGAACGUGCCCGUCGUCGUACUGGCCAACAAACAGGACGUGCCUGGAGCUCUGAGCGCGGAGGACAUCACCAGGAUGUUCAGAGUGAAGAAGCUGUGCAGCGACCGCAGCUGGUACGUGCAGCCCUGCUGUGCCAUCACCGGGGACGGCCUGGCCGAGGGCUUCCGGAAGUUAUCCGCCUUCCUGAAGAGCCGCACCAAGUCCAGGGACACCUUAGCGUUCUUCAAGCAGAAGUGAGGCUCACCAGAGACCCCCGAUGAAGUUGGACUGAGUCUCAUGCAUCCAUGACUGGCUUCAAACUUACUUUGUAGCUGAG
Molecule: messenger RNA, 756 nt
Organism: Jaculus jaculus (lesser Egyptian jerboa)
Lineage: Eukaryota; Metazoa; Chordata; Mammalia; Rodentia; Dipodidae
Gene: Arl14
Product: ADP ribosylation factor like GTPase 14
Exons: 2
Coding region: 102-677 (191 amino acids)
Biological process (GO): vesicle-mediated transport; intracellular protein transport
Cellular component (GO): cytoplasm
Molecular function (GO): GTPase activity; GTP binding
Source: RefSeq, a predicted model, not a curated record